This is a messenger RNA of Hippoglossus stenolepis (Pacific halibut), 538 nucleotides long. RefSeq names its product 60S ribosomal protein L35. The transcript has 4 exons. The coding region runs from base 127 to 498 and encodes 123 amino acids. Gene Ontology annotation, molecular function: mRNA binding; structural constituent of ribosome. Lineage: Eukaryota; Metazoa; Chordata; Actinopteri; Pleuronectiformes; Pleuronectidae. Gene Ontology annotation, cellular component: ribosome; cytosolic large ribosomal subunit. The record is from RefSeq and is a predicted model, not a curated record. Gene Ontology annotation, biological process: maturation of LSU-rRNA from tricistronic rRNA transcript (SSU-rRNA, 5.8S rRNA, LSU-rRNA); translation.
CCGCUGGUGGCGCUGUUUGCUGCUUAUCAAAGUGACAUUUAAGUGACGAAGAAGAAAUUCUCCGGAAGCUACUUGUCGAGAGCACGCGGUGCGUCCGGCCUUUCCAACAGGGCAGCGAGAGGGAACAUGGCCAAAAUCAAGGCUAGAGAUCUGCGGGGCAAGAAGAAGGAAGAGCUGCUGAAACAGCUGGACGACCUGAAAAAUGAACUGUCCCAGCUGCGUGUGGCAAAAGUUACUGGCGGAGCUGCGUCCAAGCUCUCAAAGAUCUGUGUUGUCCGUAAGUCCAUCGCCAGAGUCCUGACUGUAAUCAACCAGACACAGAAGGAGAACCUGAGGAAGUUCUACAAGGGUAAGAAGUACAAGCCCCUGGAUCUGAGGCCAAGGAAGACCAGAGCUCUGCGCCGCCGGCUCAACAAGCACGAAGAGUCUCUGCGGACCAAGAAACAGCAGAGGAAGGACCUCCUCUACUCCAUCCGCAAAUUUGCAGUCAAAGCUUAGAUGCUUUUUCUAUUGACAAAAUAAAAUCUGUGUAAAAGAC